This is a messenger RNA of Rhipicephalus microplus (southern cattle tick), 782 nucleotides long. RefSeq names its product COP9 signalosome complex subunit 8. Gene Ontology annotation, biological process: protein deneddylation; COP9 signalosome assembly. NCBI's taxonomy places the organism in Eukaryota, Metazoa, Arthropoda, Arachnida, Ixodida, Ixodidae. The record is from RefSeq and is a predicted model, not a curated record. Gene Ontology annotation, cellular component: COP9 signalosome.
UAUACGUUAGCAGUGGCCGUGGAUGCAGCCGUGACGCCUUGGAGCCUUAUAUUGUGAAAAAUUCGUAAUGUCAGUUGUCGUUGAUGGUAGCGGUGAUGCCAGAAUGCAAGAAUAUUCCAAGCUGGCUGCCGACCUAGAACAGCAAGAGCUGGAGGCGAACAAUGGCGUUGCCAGUCCACAGGCUUAUGGUCAGCUGCUAGCCAUCUACCUCCUACAAAAUGAUCUGCCGAAUGCCAAGUUCCUCUGGAAGAGGAUUCCUCAAGAAAUCAAGCAGUCUCACACAGAGCUGGGAAACAUCUGGAAAGUUGGCCAAUGUCUAUGGUUCAAAGAUUUUCCUGCAAUCUACGAUGUUUUAUCCCAAGAAUGGCCUGACCAUGUCAAACCUAUCAUGCAGGAACUUGGAGUCUGUAAAUUACAUUCAGAGCGUACAAGACGGCGAGCCCUGAUUCUGGUAGCCAAGGCAUAUUCCUCUAUUUCCCUUGAUGAUGCCUCCCGCUUUCUGGGCAUUCCCAAGCUUGAAUUAGCUGAUGGUAAGAAGGUUGUGAGUUCAUUGGGAUGGUCCAUUGAUGCUACAAAUGGCAUGGUUUUGCCAACAUACACUGCGGUCAGACAUGAAGAUUCAAUGCCGAGUGAAGAACAGUUGGCUAAACUCACAGACUUUGUAGCCUUCCUAGAAAAUUGAGUUUUGCUGCAGAUUCGCGGUCCACUUUACACGAGUUUAUAUUACGUCAAUUGAAACUUGUAGCUUUUUCACAUAAUAAAUCACUGCUGCACAUUUGCCA